Molecule: messenger RNA, 3890 nt
Organism: Cavia porcellus (domestic guinea pig)
Lineage: Eukaryota; Metazoa; Chordata; Mammalia; Rodentia; Caviidae
Gene: Adgrg1
Product: adhesion G protein-coupled receptor G1
Exons: 14
Coding region: 530-2593 (687 amino acids)
Biological process (GO): cell surface receptor signaling pathway; adenylate cyclase-activating G protein-coupled receptor signaling pathway
Cellular component (GO): plasma membrane
Molecular function (GO): G protein-coupled receptor activity; heparin binding
Source: RefSeq, a predicted model, not a curated record
UGAAGAGGCAGCAUCACCCCGGCCCAUGUCUGUCCCUCAAGGCUGGUACCUAUGGGCAUGGAUGGUGAUUGGUGAGGCCGAGGUUCCCCCUCACCGAGUGCUGAGUCACGGGCAUCCCCCAGGGUCACAGCCUCCGCUCUACCCCCUCCUUCUGAGAAAUCCAUGACUCACCUACUCAAUCCUGUCAUCCCAGCCCAGCCUGUUGAAGAGGGAGGAGCCCAGCUGGGGCAGGAGGAGGUGUCCCCCCACAAACAGCCAGCCAGCUCCUCCCCUGGCUCCUUUCACGCUGGCGGCCGCCCUGCUCUGCGGCAGGAGAGCAGGAGAGGGACCUGGGCCUCCCACACCCACUUACCAGCUGUGCUCACGGACAGCAGGACCGGGACCAGCAGGUUGAACCUCAGAGGUGGACCUGGCAAGGUGGUCCAGGCACCCCAUCCUUCACAAGACCCCCAACUGGCACUUGGUACCUGGCCAAGGACUCAACAGCCCCCCAGGUGGUGACUUCUAGGGCUGGCUUCUGGGAGGAACGAUGGCUGUCCAAGUGCCCCUGCACACGGCGCUGUCCCUGCUGAGUCUGCUCUUCCUGGCUCAAGGUGCCCAUGGCGGUGGCCCCCGGGAAGACUUCCGCUUCUGCGGCCAGCGGAACCAGACACAGAAGAGCAGCCUCCUUUAUGAGAGGACGCAGGAGCGGCACAUUGCCAUCAAGAACUCAGAGGAAGUCCUCACCAUCCACGCCCCCUUCCCUGCAGCCCAGGAAGCAUCCUGGCUCUUCCCGGACCCCAGGGGCCUCUACCACUUCUGCCUCUACUGGGACCGCCACUCGGGGAAGUUUCAUCUCCGCUAUGGCAGGCACGACUACCUGCUGAGCAACCAGGCCUCUGGCUUGCUCUGCUUCCGGCACCAGGAGGAGAGCCGCGCCCAGGGACCCCCACUGCUUGCCACCUCCGUCAGGUCCUGGUGGAGCCCGAAGAACAGCAGCCUGCCCGGGGCCUCCGGCUUCACCUUCUACUUCCAUGACCCCCCUCAGAGGGCCUCCACCAACGCCUCGGUGGACAUGUGCGAGCUGAAGCAGGACCUGCAGCGGCUCAGCCAGCUCCUGAAGCUGCCACAGAAGGCUUCACGCAGGCCAGCAGCCACCCUUGCCAGCCAGCAACUGCAGAGCCUGGAGUCGAAGCUGUCCUCAGUGAGGUUCCCGGGGGACACGCUGUCCUUUGAGGAGGAACGGGUCAAUGCCACAGUGUGGAAGCUGCGGCCCACAGCUGGCCUCCAGGACCUGUACAUUCACUCCAGGGAGGAGGAGGAGCAGAGUGAGGUGCUAGAAUACUCGGUGCUGCUGCCCCGUGCGCUCUUCCAGCGGACAAAGGGCCGGCGCGGGGAGGCUGAGAAGAGACUGCUCCUGGUGGACUUCAGCAGCCAAGCCCUGUUCCAGGACAAGAAUUCCAGCCAAGUCUUGGGCGAGAAGGUCCUGGGGAUCGUCGUGCAGAACACCAAAGUGACUGCUCUCCCGGAGCCCGUGGUGCUCACCUUCCAGCAUCAGCCACAGCCGAAGAACGUGACUCUGCAGUGCGUGUUCUGGGUGGAAGGCCCCACUUUGAGCAGCCCGGGCAGUUGGAGCAGCGCUGGGUGUAAGACCCACCGGAAAGAGACCCAGACAUCCUGCCUGUGUGACCAUCUAACCUACUUCGCAGUGCUGAUGGUCUCCUCUGUGGAGGUGGACACCGUGCACAAGCACUACCUCACCCUGCUGUCGUACGUGGGCUGUGUCAUCUCUGCGCUGGCCUGUGUCUUUACCAUCGCAGCCCACCUGUGCUCUAGGAGGAAGCCCCGGGACUACACCAUCAAGGUGCACAUGAACUUGCUUCUGGCCGUCUUCCUGCUGGACGUGAGCUUCCUGCUCAGUGAGCCGGUGGCCCUGACAGGCUCCCGGACAGCCUGCUGUGCCAGUGCCAUCUUCCUGCACUUCUCCCUGCUCGCCUGCCUCUCCUGGAUGGGCCUCGAGGGCUACAACCUCCACCGCCUCGUGGUGGAGGUCUUCGGCACCUAUGUUCCCGGCUAUGUGCUCAAGCUGAGUGCUGUGGGCUGGGGCUUUCCUGCCCUCCUGGUGAUGCUGGUGGCCCUGGUGGAUGUGAAUAACUAUGGGCCCAUCAUCCUGGCUGUGCACAGGACUCCGGAGAGCGUCAUCUACCCGUCCAUGUGCUGGAUCCGGGACUCCCUGGUCGGCUACGUCACCAACCUUGGCCUCUUCAGCCUGGUGUUCCUGUUUAACCUGGCCAUGCUGGGCACCAUGGUGGUGCAGAUCCUGCGGCUGCGCCCACACAACCAGAAAUGGCCUCAUGUGCUGACGCUGCUGGGCCUCAGCCUGGUCCUCGGCCUGCCCUGGGCCUUGAUCUUCUUCUCCUUUGCCUCUGGCACCUUCCAGCUUGUCAUUCUCUACCUCUUCAGCAUCAUAACUUCGCUCCAAGGCUUCCUCAUCUUCCUGUGGUACUGGUUCAUGCGGCUGCAGGCUCGGGGUGGCCCAUCCCCUCUGAAGAGCAACUCGGACAGCGCCAGGCUCCCCAUCAACUCGGGCAGCACCUCGUCCAGCCGCAUCUAGGCCACCAGCUCAGCUGCCCCAUGUGAGGAUGUGGAGCUGCCCACAACCCCUGGCUCUGGCUUGAGAAGGCCCUGGACCCUAGAGAGAUGCGCUCUUGCCGGGUGACUAGACCUGACCGUGGGGAUGACUCAACUUCCAAGUUUGGCCCCAAAAGGGCUCAGGCGCACCACCAUUCUAGCUGUGGGACUGUCCUGUCCCCACCCUGGUGCUGAAGCCUUGUGUUCCCCAGCCACACCUCCCUUGCUGAUGGUUGGGGCCUGCAAGCCUCAGAGUCAGGCCGGGGCAUUGGAGGCUUGGCACAUUCUUACCUCUGUGACCCCACCCAGGACAAAGAUGUAGCUAUAGCUGCUCUGUGCCUGGUGGUCACCAUGUAGGAUCCGUGGCCCCUGUCAUUCUAACCCCGGGGCACCCAGGACAGGUCGGUGGAGCAGAGCCCCCAGGAAGAGGGGCUCCGGGAGCACAGCAGCACCCACCUAUCUCUGCACCAGGCUCUGUCCGCCAGCUCCCAGGCUUUCCUCUUGCUUCCCUCUCCCCAAUCCUUCCCUGUGGUCACCCUAGUCUUACCCCAGUACCUAAGUCCCCAGUUUUGGGCAGCGGUUUCCAAGAGCUGCCUGGUGCCUGCUGUAAAUUUUUGUCUACUCACUGCCCAGGCCUCUGCCUGUCUGUCUGUGGCUGGGCUCAGCAUUGAUGCCCGGGCUGGACAGGUCCCUCCACUGGAGCCUCUCUCUGAGCUGCCUCACCCCCAUUCACAUCUCAAAGGGACCCUGGCCUCUCCAGAAGCUUUCCCGUGGCCAGAAUUGUGGGACCUAGCAGUCUGGCUUUAUUUCCCUCCCAACACUCAGAAGGCUGAGGUGUCCUGUGGUGAGGCUGAUCUGGACUUGACUCUCCUAAACGGUCAUCUCUGAAUCCUUGAAAGUGGCCCCGGACAUGCUCAGUGCCCAUCAUGGUGAAUUCUACCUGACAGACAUACACUGGACAAUCAUCAGCCUGUACUAGGUGAUAGGGACACAGAUUAUUAGAUCUCAACACUCCCCUUGCAAAUCUCAGCCUAGUAUGUGAGUCCCAGGCAUCGGUUGGGGUACCGUCUUUCCUGGCUGGGAACCCAGGGAGACUUCUGGCAGGAGGUGGCACUGGAUCUUGACCUCAGCCAUAAAAAUGAGGAAGAUGUGUUUUUUAGUAUUUAGUAUUCACUUGUCUUUUGAUAUGAAAAAUAAGUAUACAUCUGUUGUAGAGGAUUUGGAAACUGUAGAAGACUGUCAAGAAGAAAAAUAAAAGCCAGCUCUUGUUGUCUAAGAAA